UGGGACUUUUAGUUCUCAAUGGAGGACGGUUGGCUUGAUAACACUGCGAAGAACAAAACAAGACAUUUACCACCGAAAAUAAAAUAUCAGCUUCGAAUCUAGCACAAGUACAAGCUCCAUAUGCUUUGAACUCGGAUAAAUUCGGGUGGAUUCAGUCGUCGUACGAAGAAGAGCGGCUCACUUCGGGUGAAAAAUAAACAGGAAGUUGUUAGCGUUGUGGGACGUGUAGUUCCGCUUGCAGGCCACUGAGCUUUUUAACAACGCAUAGAAUAAAGAAACAACAAUAAAAUAACCUAAACUUAAUUCGAAGACAGUGUUUUUAGCCUCGGCACUGAGGUAAACAUGCCCGGGUUCACCUGCUGUGUCCCUGGUUGCUACAACAACUCGCACCGGGACCGGGACCUGCGCUUCUACACAUUUCCCAAAGACACCACGCUGAGGGAGCUGUGGCUGAGGAACAUCUCCCGGGCCGGGGUCAGCGGCUGUUUCAGCACCUUCCAGCCCACCACAGGACACCGAGUGUGCAGCGUGCAUUUCGCCGGCGGGAGGAAGACCUACAGCAUCAGAGUACCGUCCCUCUUCCCUCUGCGGGGGGUGAAUGAGCGCAGGAGUCGGCGGGGCAGAGGCAGGAAAGUGUCCGCUGCGGCUCCUGCCCCCGCCGCUGCUGCGACCUCCGGGAUUGUCCUCGCCAGCGUACUGGGCAGCACAGCGGAGGGAGCCGAGGGUAACGCUGGUGGCGAGGCUAGCGAUGACAGCAUCACCGUGGUUCAGAUAGGCCAAAACGGGGAGUACCUGGGCACGGCGCGGCUGCCCGCCCAGUCAGAGGGGACUUGUUACACCGCGCCGAUCGGCACCGCCGACGAGCUGACCGCCGAUGACUCGUCGGUCGAAACCGUGUCCACCUUGCACCAGGCGCCCGUGCAGUAUGUCAGUGUGACCAGCAGUCCGCUGGACCACUCGUACUCGCUGACCACCGGCACCACGUCCGCCGAGCUGCUGCGGAAACUGAACGAGCAGCGAGACAUCAUCGCACUGAUGGAGGUGAAGAUGAAGGAGAUGAAGGCGACCAUCCGCCAGCUCCGGGUGGCCGAGGCCAAGCUGCAGGAGGAGGUGCGUGAGCGGGACCGGCUGCUGUACGGAAACUCUGUGGUGGCUUUAAGCGUUCGGAAGAAAAUCUGAUGGGUGGACAUCACCGGAGACGACCCGUUAAGAGACUCAGACUAACGGAGAUGACACCGAAGCGUUGGAAGACAGCAGAUCCAGCCCUAUUUUGUAUAAAACUACGAGCGAUGACAAUUUAUUUUCAACAAGUAGAACACAUUUUUCGUAGGCCUAAUGUAAAAAAGGUUGGCUGGCUAGUUUAUGUAGCUUAUAUUAAUAACAUUAUUGCUAAUUACUUAGAAACAUGCACAGUCCACUAUUGGCCUGCAGCCCAACCAAGGUCAAUUAUGUUUUAUUCAUUCAACCAAGACUCAUAGUUUGCAGAGGCUCGCCACAUUUAUAACCAGACAGAUGGGAAGACAGAUGAACAAGAUGCUCCAAACUGCCGAAUUGCAUGGAGUUUUUCUCCUUGAGAUUUCUCUUACAAUGUUGUUAUUUCCUUGCCUAUUCAUUUAUUAGGAGGUUAUUGCAAGAAACAACUCCCAGUAGAUUUGCAGAGGUAAUGUAAAGUACUUUUUUUGUGAACGAAACACUAUUCAUGGCACACUUAUGGUGUUAGCCAAUGAGAUUAAACUCUACAUGUUUUUCUCUGAGUUGCCUUUAGGUUGUUUUCCUUUAUUUCUGAUGCUGAAGACAUAUGUAGAAGAAAAUGGCCUUUAAGGGAUUGAAGGGGCACUCAAAAGAUGUAGUGUUAUUAAGGGAUUUUUCUUGAAGAAAUGCAUUAAGUUACAUUUGUACAACAUUGUAUUUGGAAAUCUUAGGAGAAGUGCAAAGAAAAACAUUUUGUCAAGAUAUUUUAUGCAACGUGAACAUGUCUGUCUGCCCACAAGGUUGUUCUGUGAAACAGCACCUGCUUGUUUCAGUGUGAUUCGUGAAUGGAUUGUGUGUGUCUGUUUAUGAUUAGAUGUUUCGCCACACAGACAUCCAGUGGCUCUGUCCUGUUCAUCAGUUUUAUGCUACAGGAUGUCACAUACAUUUCUGAUCAUGGACUCGGCCUCACAGCUCUGCUCUCAUUUUGAAGUAAAUUUCAGUUUGAAAUAGUGCUGGUUCAGGCUGAAUAAUUUCUCAACUCAUGAAAUGUGUGCUGAUUUUGCCCAGUGUCACAGUAACAAAGUCGACUGUGGGGUAUUUUUUAUUGUUUUUACCUUCAAGUUGAAGGGUUGUGGCUCAGCAUAUCUGGGCUGUAGUUAUCUGUCACAAGCUCUUGUUUGGACUUUUUAUUUUAGAAAGUAAGAGAUACAAAUUUCGAGUGACUUAAGCUCUGUUGUCAAAUACCAAUAGUAUUUUUUUUUAGCUUUGUUGUGGAAAAUGAAAUAAAACUUGUAUCAUAUUAAAUCAUCAAUCAUAAAGACUUGUGAUGGGAUUGAAGCUGAACUGAAACAUCAAAUCUCAAUAUUGCUGCCCUGUUUCGCUCACCUGUUGGCGACCUGAUGCUUAAAGCUUUACAUGUCUCAGUGUUAGGAGAACAUCCUGAACAAGGUGUUGCCUUAUUAAGAUGAACAUGAUAGAUAUGAUUGAAGUGUGCGACCCAUCAUUUUAGCUCUUUAUUCUGAAGCAGUCUUUGAAAUACUUCUUAUACUUGUGCCAAAACCCAUGAGGCACUGAUGUUCCUGUGCAGAUUUCAAUUAGGGUUAUUUUUAUUAUUGAUUACUGCAGUUAUUAAAUGGCAGGUUAGUUAAUGAAUUAUUUUGGCCAUAAAAUGUAUAAAAAGUGGGCAUUAGAAAAUGAAAUGGUGUCGUCAGAUUGCUUAUUUUGGUCAAAAACCAAUAAACACAAAGAUUUCUUUAAAAGCAACAAUUUGUCACAUUUGAGAAACCAUAUCCAGCAAGUUCCCUGUUUGUAUUUCAUAAAUCAUAUUUGACAAUUAAAAUGAAGAAAUUCAUUUUCUAAUCUUGACUAAUCAGCAUGAUAGUUUCAGUGCCGUGCAGUGACAGAACAUUGUAUGGUAUGAAUGAUCGUUGUUUGGUUAUUCACUUGACUCUUACACAGGUUGAUAGCAGAUUUCAUGCACAGUAGAAAAAGAAGUGGUAAAGUUCGUCUUUGGCAGUACAGAUGUUGCAGCAUGAUUUUCACCCUCUAGAUGGCGAUGGGAUAGAAGCUUGAGCAGAGGAGGUUUAGCUCCUCUCUAUAUGGCCUAAUUUGCUUUAUCUAUCUGUCUGUUUGUUGGCGGCUUGGAUGGUCAUUUGCUUAAUUGU
Messenger RNA from Chelmon rostratus (copperband butterflyfish), 3356 nucleotides. It is a transcript of the gene thap11, whose product is annotated as THAP domain containing 11. The transcript has a single exon. The coding region runs from base 343 to 1179 and encodes 278 amino acids. Gene Ontology annotation, cellular component: nucleoplasm. Lineage: Eukaryota; Metazoa; Chordata; Actinopteri; Chaetodontiformes; Chaetodontidae. The record is from RefSeq and is a predicted model, not a curated record. Gene Ontology annotation, biological process: regulation of transcription by RNA polymerase II. Gene Ontology annotation, molecular function: RNA polymerase II cis-regulatory region sequence-specific DNA binding.